UUGGCGGACAGGAUAGGGGCGGGGCCUGGGGUCGUUGCAGGCGGCUCCAGAGGGAUAAGGUAAGGGACUGGAGGCGAACCCGGCGACUCAGCGGUCUCGCGGCGACCGCGAACUCUCUCCACGCCCCGACAGGCCCCCACCUCCUUCAGAAUGACGUUGGACGUGGGGCCGGAGGACGAGCUACCGGACUGGGCCGCUGCCAAGGAGUUUUACCAGAAGUACGAUCCUAAGGACGUCAUUGGCAGAGGAGUGAGCUCAGUGGUCCGCCGUUGUGUUCAUCGAGCUACUGGCAAUGAGUUUGCAGUGAAGAUCAUAGAGGUGACAGCUGAGCGGCUAAGUCCUGAACAGCUGGAGGAGGUGCGAGAAGCCACGCGGCGAGAGACGCACAUCCUGCGCCAGGUCGCUGGCCACCCCCACAUCAUCACUCUCAUCGAUUCCUACGAGUCUUCUAGCUUCAUGUUCCUGGUGUUUGACCUGAUGCGGAAGGGAGAGCUGUUUGACUAUCUCACAGAGAAGGUGGCCCUCUCAGAAAAGGAAACCAGGUCCAUCAUGAGGUCUCUGCUGGAAGCAGUGAGCUUUCUCCAUGCCAACAACAUCGUGCACCGAGACCUGAAGCCUGAGAAUAUUCUCUUGGAUGACAACAUGCAAAUCCGACUUUCAGAUUUUGGAUUUUCCUGCCACUUGGAACCUGGCGAGAGGCUGCGAGAGCUGUGUGGGACCCCAGGGUAUCUAGCACCAGAGAUCCUUAGAUGCUCCAUGGAUGAAACCCACCCAGGCUAUGGCAAGGAGGUUGACCUCUGGGCCUGUGGGGUGAUCUUGUUUACACUCCUGGCUGGCUCACCACCAUUCUGGCACCGGCGCCAGAUCCUGAUGUUACGCAUGAUCAUGGAGGGCCGGUACCAGUUCAGUUCGCCUGAGUGGGAUGACCGUUCAAACACCGUCAAAGACCUGAUCUCGAGGCUGCUGCAGGUAGACCCUGAGGUGCGCCUGACGGCUGAGCAGGCCCUACACCAUCCUUUCUUCGAGCGCUGUGAAGGCAGCCAACCCUGGAACCUCACGCCCCGCCAGCGGUUUCGGGUGGCAGUGUGGACAGUGCUGGCUGCUGGACGAGUGGCCUUAAGCACCCACCGCAUACGGCCCCUGACUAAGAGCGCACUAUUGAGGGAUCCUUAUGCACUGCGGCCAGUGCGGCGCCUCAUUGACAACUGCGCCUUCCGGCUGUAUGGCCACUGGGUGAAGAAGGGCGAGCAGCAGAACCGGGCAGCCCUCUUCCAGCACCGGCCCCCUGGGCCUUUUCCCAUCACAGGCCCUGAAGAGGAGGGGGACUCAGCUGUUAUCCCUGAGGAUGAGGCUCUGCUGGUGCUGGGCUAAGACCUCAGCCCUGAGGAAUUCCAGAAAGUAGGACUCUCCAGGGGGAGGAUUUUUAUCAGUCUAGCCCCUCUGGGCUCCAGCCUGAAGCCCCUUGGCCCACCACUGAUCAUGCUACUAUCAUAAAGACAAGCCCUGUACACCUACCCCGCCAGCCAGGGCUUGGAGAUCAGAGCUGGGGUGGAAGGGAGCCACCUGGAAUGCCAUGCCUGGACUCGCCACUGUUGCCUGUACUGCACAUGAAAUAAAAUCUGCUAUGUGCCAGGGAAAGCAGGUGCCCCGUAUCUGGUUAUUUGGGCAGGGAGGCCCAGAAGGUGCUCAGGAUGUGGGGGUAGGGCUGGCUCAGGCCUUUAUUGGGGAAAAUGCUGGGGAUCACUUGGUCUUGUUCUUGCCUUUCCCCGGGGGCAGGUGGUAGGGCCGCUCCAAGGCGGCCAACUUGCUGUUGAGCCUUUCUUCGCUGGCCAUGAGCUGCUCCUCCACUACCUGUCGCAGCUUUCCCAGCUCCUUGUUCAGCUGGGUCUUGAUGAAAGCUUGGAGGGUGGAGACUUGACCUGCAGGGGCAGGGGAGGAGGGAUCGGUCAGGAGAGAUGCGCGUGGGGCUGCGGGAAUUGCCCCUAGCAGGGCAAACAACUCCCAAGGUGCUCCUCAGGUGGCAAUACAUCAGGAAAUGUCAGCCAGCCCGUCUAUGAGAGAUAGAUGGGCAGAGCUGCUUUACCACACUUGCUGGGUUCACAUGCUGACUGCUGUUUAGUAGUUGUGUGACCUUAGGUUAUUUAACCUCUCCAUGCUUUAGUUUCCUCUGUGUAGAAUGUGGAUAAUAACGACACCCACCAUUAAGAGUAGAUUGAAGAUUAAAUGAGUUAGUAAAUGUAAAAUGCUUAAAACAGAGCCCGCCUGGUACACAGUAAUUGCCAAAUAUGUGCUAGCCCUUAUUGUCACCAGUUUUAUAACCAUCUUCUCUGGAGCCCCUGCCCCGCCCAGUACACCCCAGUGUUUAUAUCUGUUUGUCAUACUGGACUUCUGCGUAAGGAAUCCUUUGGAGAAAAAGCACUUGAUUUAAAAAAAAAAAAAAAAAAAAGGUCUGAAGUCCUGAUACGGUCAAAACCAUUUGUUUUACAUCCGCCUGGAGUCACAGGGGACCCUAAUCCCUCCGGGUCCUCACUUGACUCUUGCUCUGGCUGGGCCACUGUUUCCGGUUCCUGCUCUUGCGGGGUGACUGCCUGCUCUUCUGCCUCUUCGCCUUCUUCUUUCUCUGUAAGCCAGCAGGAAGAGGCUUCAGCCCCAGUACCAGCCCUAGUCACAGCCCUCUCCCUUACUCCUCUUACCCUCUGGCCAGAGCUUGGGUGGCUGCAGCCCCAAGUAAGUCAAAGACAGAUCCAGCCGCACCUGGGAGGAGGGAGGCUGAGUGGAGGCUGUCUGCACUGAGGGAAAGAGGAGAUGAGGGGUGGCCUCUUGUAGCCCAUGGCCCAGUACCUGUGGUGUGAAAACGUAUUUGUAGAGCUUGAAGUGGCGGAAGUAGGUGUUGAUCACAUAGUCUGAUAGGGCCAGCAGCUGUUCCUCAUUAAAAAGGUCGAUGCUGAAGGGAGGCCGCUGUGGGAAUGAUCAGGAAUUAGAGGACUGACCCACCUCAGGCCUCCCUUCCCCCCACCACCAUCUCCUGCAGGCCUGGUCUCUCCUCUAAGACUUGGCAUCUAGGAGCAGGGAGAACCCACUGCAGUCUUUAGAAGAAGAUGAGGGUGAUGACUGUCAGAGCAGGAGGUGAGGCUGGACUGUGUCUGGGGGAGGGUGAGGGUCCCAUUCCAAGGAACUGACCCUGACUCCAUGGCAAAAAAGUACACUGGUGAAGUAGCAGUAACAUUCUUCGACGUUGCCCAAAGGGGUUGCUGGGAUGGAAAACAAGAUAGGACGGUGAGUCCCCUCCCUGAUAUUAAUUCAUUUCACUCACUCAACGUUAAUACUGAGCAUGAGAUUUAGUGGCAGACAGAUCUAGGUUCAAGUCCUGGCUUGUUUCAUUAAUUCAACAAAUACUGAGUAUCCACUAUAUACUGUUCUAGGCACUGCAUCAAACAGGCAAGGUCCUGCCCUUAUGAAGCUUAUAUUCUAGUGGAAGGGACAAUAAACCAAAGAAUAUAAUAGCUUCAAAUAUUGUUAAAUAUUCCAAACAAAAGUCAGGGAAUAAAGUAAGCAGGGGUUAUUUUACUGAGCACAGUGCAUGCAUUUACAUUUACUAUUUUUCAGAACAGUCCCACGAAGUUAGUGCUAUAUCCUCAUUAUAUAGAUGAGGGAAAAGGAUUUCAAAGGUUAAAUUGUGUGUGAUAAUUCUGUUAGGUAGUGACAGAGAUUCCAGGUGGUAAUCCCCCACUUCCUACUUCCUGUCGUCUCUUGUGCCAGCCAAGCUUCUCCCUCUCCCUGGGACUCAAACUGUCCAGUAGCCUCCUCCCUCUCACCAACACAGGCCUUGUGGAGAUCCUGGAGCAGGGCACAAGCUGCUGAUGUCUGCUCCAGUGAGAACCCUUGCUGGCGGCAGAAGAUGAGUGCAUGGGAGAAGAGGUCCAAGGUGAUGGCCUCCCGUGGGUUCUCCUCAGGACAGCUCAGCCCCAACAGCUCAGCCAGCACCCUUAGGAGGGGGAGAGGAAGGAGUGAGUGAGGGAGUGCAGAGGAAUGCCUAGCCCCCUUCACCACCUCACACUCACCACAUGCUUUGGAGCCAGCCAAACCCAUCCCCCUCAGCCUUCCCCAAGAGCUCUUCUUCCCCUCCCUGCUCAGCCCCAUACUCCCUCAUCUCCUCAGCAUUGGUGGUCUUCUCCAGCCGGUGCAUAGAAUGGAUGUCCAGGUACUUCCUGUCAUAGGACAAAGGAGGUGUUGGUGGUUGUUAGGAAUGUCUUGUGGCAAGGGUUAUAAUGGCUGUAGGUUUGGACUGAAAACUAGACCUGAGUUUGAGGCUUGGCCCUUUCACUCACUUGCUCUGUAACCUCAGGCAAGUCACUUCCCUCUCUGGACCUCAGUUUCUCCAUCCCCAAAUGAGGGGAUGGCCUAAAUGAGCUCUUAAGAUCCUCUUCGUUUAUGAAACCUAGGGUUAGUAAACGAGGUCUUGUCUCUAUUUGGCCACUACCUUGCUGUAUGACCUUGGCCAAGUCCCCCUUGUGAGCCUCAGUGUCCUUAUUUGUACAGUAGCAGCUCUGAUAGGCCACUACAUCCUCAAUCCUUGGCUCCUUCCUUCCCACACUCCCUCUGUGGACUGGGGAGGCAGAAAAGCUAGCUUCUAGUCACCUUGGGUAACUGCACCUCUAUCUCCUCUGCGAAAUGGAGAUACCCUGGCUACUUGACAGGGCUGUUGGAGACGCCACUAAAGGAAUAAUGCAAGGAUGAAGCGUAACCUUUUCCCGUGGUUCUUCACACUCACCACAUGCAGAUCCGAGGCUUAGGCAGCGGCGGCUGCGGAGAGAAAGCGGAUUGGGGAAGGCAGAGCUGUGCUGUCCGUGGUCCUUCGCGAGUCUCUAUAUCAAGGACCACGUACAAGCAAUGCAGGCGAGGCUGGGCUUCAGCAGGCCCUAAUUGCUAUAUAUAAGCAUAUUUACAACUGGGGUUGUUCCCAAGGCAGCUCGGGAAACAUCUUUUACGUUAAACAUAAUGACAAGUGGCGCCCCGCCUAGGAUCCCUCUUAUAAAUAUCCCUGAGCAGACCACUCUGCUUCAUUCUCACCGGGAACAAGCCGGCUCCAGGAUCGUCGUCCACUUCCAUGGAGGCGACUGUUCCCGACUCGGUUCGCACACCCGUUCCCAUCCUCGUGGCCGAUUCACGCACUGAGCUGAAAUCUUUCUCCGGUUCCCGCUGCAGUUCGGAGGGUGGUUCAAGCUCCGACUGCAAUCUCAGCCCCAGCCAUUGGCUGGACUUUUGGCGGAUCAUCCCGUCGCUUUUCCGUGCUGCGAAGCAGCUCAGCCUCUGUCCCGCCUCCGGUCUGGGACAGCCGGUUCUCGGGCAGCGACUGCCAAGGUCUGGCACUGUAGCGACACUUCAGCCAAUCUGCGCCACAGAGAGGCUCAGUGCAGCCAAUCCGCGGGAGGCGUCUUCCCUCGUCUCAACAGUGACCGUUGCUAAGGGGGCUUGUGAAGGAGGGACAGUAGAAAGUGAAGGGCACUGACCAAUCCGUGGCAAGGGGAUGCGCAUGCGUAAUAAGUUGCAAGUGCCCACUUCUGUGCCCAAAGUUGCCAAUAGGAGAGCAGGCUAUGUCCUUGAGUGGGCGAGGUGGGAGUGUGGUGUCAGUUACCAUGGGAACUGUCUAC
Loxodonta africana (African savanna elephant) is the source of this 5651-nucleotide messenger RNA. RefSeq names its product phosphorylase kinase catalytic subunit gamma 2 (gene PHKG2). The transcript has 10 exons. Gene Ontology annotation, molecular function: phosphorylase kinase activity; calmodulin binding; ATP binding. Gene Ontology annotation, cellular component: phosphorylase kinase complex. Gene Ontology annotation, biological process: protein phosphorylation; glycogen biosynthetic process. Lineage: Eukaryota; Metazoa; Chordata; Mammalia; Proboscidea; Elephantidae. The record is from RefSeq and is a predicted model, not a curated record. The coding region runs from base 151 to 1371 and encodes 406 amino acids.